ACAGAGUCUGAGAAUUCCAAUAAUAAGAAGGGCUGAAACACCACAGGCUAAAUAGCAUGUCUUCAUAUACUUUAUUUCAGAUAUUCGGUCAUAGGAGCUCAGGCUUUGAGUUUUGUUUUAUUUUGUUUGACAGGAAUGUAGUAGUAAUAACAAAGUUACCUUUCACUAUUUAUGUUUUUUCUCCUGUUUCCUUGGGUUGGGAGGAAAUAGACCAAAGAUAAAAGGUCUAGACAGUGGCCACCUGCUGUGGUGUGUGGGGAGGACGGUCAGCCCCCAGUUUAAGCAUGACAAGAAUAGUAUGGGAGAAGGGUGUGGUCAGGAAGGAUGGGGGACUCCCAGAGGGACCAGUGCAUUCUGAAAGCUUCAAAAACCACUUCCUUCGAGGUGUGGGAACAAGGGAUGGUCAUGGGGGUGGGGGGUGAAUAUGAACGAAGUACAAUGAUACACGCGUAAAAAAUAAACUUUUUAUUUUGGGGGAGGGGAACAAGAUUUUUCUGUGUAGCCCUGGCUGAAGGCUCCUGAGUACUGGGAUUAAAGUCAUGCACCACCACUCCCAGGAAACUAUUAUAUGUUUACUAAACUAAUUCCACACACACCAAAAAAAAAAAGCCAGUUCCUCAGACAGCUAUUAAGGUAAGAGGUACAAAAGCAGCUGGUUGCAGAACAUGAGCAAAAGAUGAGGAAGUGUUCAGGGUAUUACUGCAGCUACUGAGACUGGUUCUGAAUCUUCCUGAUGCUUCUUCAACCCUUAAAUACAGUUCCUCAGGUUGUGGUGAUCCCCAACCAUAAAAUUAUUUUCGUUGCUACUUCAUAACUGUAGUUUUGCUACUGUUAUGAAUCCUACUGUAAAUAUCUGAUAUGCAGGUUAUCUGAUAUGUGACCCCUGGAAAGGGUCGUGACCCACAGCUUGAGAACCACUGUGCUAAGAGGAAAGAAAAGGAGGGAGGCAGGUGGGCCUUCACCACACCAUCGGCAGUGGGUUUGACUAGGUCAGAAAAGGCUGACCUAGUCAAGAAAUUUAAAAGCAACUCCACUUUGAAAAUUUCCAUCCUAUCUUCAAACUUAGGGCUUUAAUCCCUCCUACCCCCAAUACACCCAUGGGUCCCUCCAGCCCUGGCCUGGGAUGGCCCUGAGUGGCCCACAAAUCAUGUUUUCUGGUUUUAAUUUGUUUUUUUCCUUUACCUACUUUUUUCUUUGUUUGUUUGUUUUUCGAGACAGGGUUUCUCUGUAUAGUUUUGGUGCCUGUCCUGGAUCUUGCUCUGUAGACCAGGCUGGCCUUGAACUCACAGAGAUCUACCUGGCUCUGCCUCUGAGUGCUGGGAUCAAAGGCGUGUGCCACCGCUGCCCGGCCCUUUACCUACUCUUACCUGCCACUUACUAGCUGCCUCCUCUCCGCUUCUGCCUUAAAUUGCCUCCUGAAAUGCUUCUUUGGAUCUAAGGGUCAAGGUGCAAAGAGGAGGUGCACCCCUAAGCCCACUGAUCCACUGAUCCCCGACUCUGACAGCCUGGUGGGGGCUCUCGUAGGCCUUCCCCCUUCCUGAACUCCAGUCAAGGAGAGCAGGCACUUGCUUCCAGGGUCUCAGUACCCCCUGUGCCAUUUGAGCCGCUUGUGCUCAUCAUCUCUAUUAAUAACCACCGUCCCUCCCCCUACUGCCGGUGCUGCCCCUACGCUUGCCCAGCUCAGGUUCGCCAGUCAGUCACAGCAGCUCAGUCCUCCAAAGCUGCUGGACCCCAGGGCGAGCUGACCACCAACUGAGGCGGCUGCCUGCUUCCCACUCCUUCCAGGUCAAAUCCAUCUCCACCAUGCCGCUCUCGGGAACCCCGGCCCCUAACAAGAGGAGGAAAUCCAGCAAACUGAUCAUGGAACUCACUGGAGGCGGACGGGAGAGCUCUGGCCUGAACCUGGGCAAGAAGAUCAGUGUCCCAAGGGAUGUGAUGUUGGAGGAGCUGUCGCUGCUUACCAACCGAGGCUCCAAGAUGUUCAAGCUGCGGCAGAUGCGGGUGGAGAAAUUUAUCUACGAGAACCACCCCGAUGUUUUCUCGGACAGCUCAAUGGAUCACUUCCAGAAGUUCCUUCCCACAGUGGGGGGACAGCUGGAGACAGCGGGUCAGGGGUUCUCCUAUGGCAAGGGCAGCGGUGGAGGCCAGGCCGGGGGCAGUGGCUCCGCUGGACAGUAUGGCUCUGACCAUCACCAUCAUCAAGGCUCCGGCUUUGGAGCUGGGGGUGCAGGUGGUCCUGGGGGCCAGGCUGGCAGAGGAGGAGCUCCUGGCACAGCUGGGAAUGGAGAGCCAGGAACAGGUGACCAGGCAGGUGGAGAAGGAAAACAUGUCACAGUGUUCAAGACUUAUAUUUCCCCAUGGGAUCGGGCCAUGGGGGUUGACCCUCAGCAAAAAGUGGAACUUGGCAUUGACCUGUUGGCAUAUGGGGCCAAAGCUGAACUCCCCAAAUAUAAGUCCUUCAACAGGACAGCAAUGCCCUAUGGUGGAUAUGAGAAGGCCUCCAAACGCAUGACCUUCCAGAUGCCCAAGUUUGACCUGGGGCCUCUGCUGAGUGAACCCCUGGUCCUCUACAACCAGAACCUCUCCAACAGGCCUUCUUUCAAUCGAACCCCUAUUCCCUGGUUGAGCUCCGGGGAGCAUGGAGACUACAACGUGGAUAUUGGCAUCCCCUUGGAUGGGGAGACAGAGGAGCUGUGAAGUGUUUCCUCCUGUAAUUCACAUCAUUUCCCCUCUUUGGUUCCAAUGUGAGAGGGGGUGCUGGACAGGAUUCCCCAACUGUUACUCCAGUAUCCUUGUGGCAAUGGAGGGUGAAGGGUGGGGGCACUGCCUUUCCACCCUUCAAGUCCCCACCCCGAGGCACCCCUCCUCACCAGCUCAGAGGGCCCAUCCUGUUGUUCCAUAUGGAAUCUGCUCUUUUAUGGAAUUUUCUCUGCCACCGGUAACAGUCAAUAAACUUCAAGGAAAUGAA
Molecule: messenger RNA, 2968 nt
Organism: Peromyscus californicus insignis
Lineage: Eukaryota; Metazoa; Chordata; Mammalia; Rodentia; Cricetidae
Gene: Myoz1
Product: myozenin 1
Exons: 6
Coding region: 1804-2697 (297 amino acids)
Cellular component (GO): actin cytoskeleton; Z disc
Molecular function (GO): actin binding; FATZ binding; telethonin binding
Source: RefSeq, a predicted model, not a curated record